CACUGAGCAGUGAGCACAUCGUGAAAAUUGUUACGAGGAGGUAUUAACCUCUGCCGCGAAAAAAGUGUCUGUAGUUCUUAAUUUAUGUGAUAAAAGAUAAAUAUUUAUAACUGAUAAAAAAUGGAGUCUCUUGGAAGUUUGGGUGGCAGUGGGCUAACCAGUGCUCAAAAAGAAGAGUUGAUGGACAAAGUCAAGCAGGAAAUUGCUUUAGCAAAUUUUCAAGAACUACUAACGAAAAUUACAGAAAAAUGCUUUAAACAAUGCAUCAACAAGCCAGGAAUUAGCUUAGAUAAUUCUGAACAAAAAUGUGUUGCAAUGUGUAUGGACCGAUAUAUUGAUUCAUACAAUGUAGUGUCAAAAGCUUAUAGUACCAGAAUACAAAUGGAGCGCAAUUGAAAUCUAUAGUCUAGACUAUAUUUUUUAGGGAUAUUCAAUGUUUGUAAAAUCAUUUUAUAUCCAUAGAGAAUUAUAAGUGUUGUAAAUAAAUUGUUUUCAAUAUUUA
Messenger RNA from Trichogramma pretiosum, 502 nucleotides. RefSeq names its product mitochondrial import inner membrane translocase subunit Tim13-B-like. Bases 121 to 396 code for a protein of 91 amino acids. The transcript has 4 exons. NCBI's taxonomy places the organism in Eukaryota, Metazoa, Arthropoda, Insecta, Hymenoptera, Trichogrammatidae. The record is from RefSeq and is a predicted model, not a curated record.